AUGGGUUCCGACGGCGACAACCAGAUUCCAGGAGUUGAUGACUCCGAGGUGGGCAUUUCAGAUCUCGGUGGCCCUGGGUACCCAUGGUCGUCUUCAGCCGCUGGUCUUUGUGGCCAGCCAAGUACCAGCAACCGUAUGAGUGGAGAGCUCAUCAGCACGUUCACUGAACCAAGCCCACAUUUCACAGUGCUUGGUCAGUCGAGCUCGUCACAGGAGCUGGCCGGCCAUGCCCACAAUCCAGCUCUUUGCCCUCCGUCUGCCGUUAAUUCGCUCUCUUACGCCACGAGCUCUGCUCCCUAUCUCGUCACAAGCUCAGCCCCUUGGGCAUGGCAAUCUUUCCAGCCGUAUCAGACUCGCCUACCCUCACUUCCAGAGCUCGGUCUUGACACAUCUCACCCUGAGCCUCAAGUGAUUCGACCUUACCUUCCAAUCUAUCAAUAUGUCAACGUCAACCCUUCUGCAUCCCGGGUCUCUCUCACUCAAACCUCACCUUUCUCUUCGCUGUCUCAUCAAACUGUUCAGAGACAUGCUGCACUGCAACAAGUAAGCAUUCAAGAAUCGCAUUCCAGCUCGUAUGCUUCCGGUUCCCCACACAACACAUUACCACCAAACAGUGACGGCGCAGGCGGCAAUGGAAGAGUAGCGAGUCAUCUGUCAGAUGAGAAUUGCGCGUCAGAUGAAGACAGUACUUCAACUCCGGGCUCAGCACAGGCUGAGAAUGCAUCGGAGUUCUCACCCGUCUGCGAAUUUUCGCGUCCCUGCAGAAUGGGGCCCAGUCCUGAUGGCGUUCAUUUCCGCAAAGUGGUUUCUCACCUUUUCGGGAGAAAUAAAGCAUCAACCAAGUCGUUCCCCGAGAGUGUGUGGGUUUUUUACUGCCGCAAACACUAUCAGCGUGCUCGCUACCGUGCUGCACAGUGGCCAUUCAAUCAGUGCGAGCUGCUCCUACAAUCCUUGGACCGCAUGGAGCGAUGGGGGCAUGUGCGCAGCUUCGAGCUCCGUCUUCGUCGCCGUGAGGCUUUACGUACUGAUCGAGAGACCCAGAGACCUGUCCCUACAGGUCUGCUUGACAAUGGACGCCGGCACCCAACGGCGUUCACUGCGCCUGUUCCCGACUGGCUGCAGCGAGAGGUCGGAGCCGGAAAGUCGUUCGACGACAUCCGUGGCAUCGUCGAGCGCAUCCGUCGCGACAUGACAGAUGCUCGGCAACGGGAAAACGGCUACAAUCAAGCUCUGGCCGACACAAGUUCAUCUGGGUCUUCGGCUCACCGCGAGCGCCAAGCUUUCACGCGGUUCCCGGAUAUUGAAAUCCUACCGACCUUCCACUCGGGCGUUUUGGCUGAGCAAUGCGGCUCGAAGCGACGCGAAAUGAAAAAACACGCGCUAGCCAGAUCCCACUUUGAGGAUGUCGCAGAUGCGGAGUAUAGCUCUGGCCCGCAUUAUCAGCGACAACAAGGGUCGCGCUCUUCUGGAACAUCCCGAGUCUCCUCUAGGGGGCAAUCAGGAAACUCAACAAGAGAAGUCCAGAGAAGAAACGGAUUCGCAAGGAUUAGCCGAGUUAGUUUGCGAGUUGGGUGA
Messenger RNA from Penicillium diatomitis, 1575 nucleotides. RefSeq lists its product as uncharacterized. Lineage: Eukaryota; Fungi; Ascomycota; Eurotiomycetes; Eurotiales; Aspergillaceae. The transcript has a single exon. The coding region runs from base 1 to 1575 and encodes 524 amino acids. The record is from RefSeq and is a predicted model, not a curated record.